AUGUGAAGGAAAGCCACGCCCGAUGCGCCGGGUGUCGCGGGAGUUGUCUUCCGGGAUAAACACACCGCUGUACUGUCGGCUUACCCAUUCCUCGCCAGGCACCGCCCACACCUGCCUUCGUUUCUUCAAUUCAUCAAAGGUUGAAAAUUAAGAAAGGUUAAACGGUUGUAAUCACACAAGGCAAGCACGAUGUUGGAAGAAGAUAUGGAAGUGGCCAUUAAAGUGGUGGUAGUAGGGAAUGGUGCUGUUGGAAAAUCGAGCAUGAUACAAAGAUACUGCAAAGGCAUAUUUACAAAGGAUUACAAGAAGACCAUUGGAGUAGAUUUUCUGGAAAGGCAAAUUCAGAUAAAUGAGGAAGAUGUUCGGCUUAUGCUGUGGGACACAGCUGGACAAGAAGAAUUUGAUGCAAUUACUAAAGCAUACUACCGAGGUGCCCAGUCUUGUGUAUUGGUAUUUUCUACAACAGACAGGGAAUCUUUUGAAGCAGUGCCCAGCUGGAGGGAGAAAGUAAUGGCUGAAGUUGGGGACAUUCCAACAGUUCUUGUUCAGAAUAAAAUUGACCUGCUUGAUGACUUGGUUAUUAAGAAUGAAGAGGCAGAAGCUCUUGCCAAGAGGUUAAAACUGCGAUUUUACAGGACAUCUGUUAAGGAAGAUCUAAAUGUUACUGAAGUUUUUAAAUAUUUGGCUGACAAGUAUUUGCAAAGGCUAAAGCAACAGACAGCAGAAGACACAGAAGUUCUACACACAGGUGGCAACAAAAUAGGGGUAUUUAAUACAGCAGGUGGCAGCCACUCUGGCCCAAAGGCUGAUGCUAUGAAUGGAGGGAAUGUAAUUAGUCUACGGCCAAACAAGCAGAGGACCAAGAAGAACAAAAGUCCUUUCAGCAGUUGUAGCCUGCUCUAGAACUGUUCUGUACAAAUAACAAAAAUAGGUGAACUGCAAACCGGGGACUACAGUGCAAUUACUUUAACACAGGAAUACAGCCACUUCCGGAAAAAGUUCGAGAGGGAUGCCUCAGAAGAAUUGUUAUGUGGACUCUUAUGCCACCUAGUGUUUGACAAUGACAUCACAAUUUAUAAACUGUUAAAAGGUUUCUCAACCGAAAAAAAAAUGCUGCCCAAUUUUUUAUUUUUAUUUUUUGUGAUAUUGAACAAACCCAUAAACUGGUACUAACUAGUAUUUAAACUAAAUUCGUUAUUUAAUAUGAGAGAUUAUUGACCUAGUUGCAAAUACCAUGGAAUAACAUGGUAAACACUACUUGUACCUGUGCAAUAUUAAUCUAACACACAAGAUAUUUCCUACAGUCUAUCUUCCCAUCAAGGAUGUUUAUUGCCAUUUUCAUUAAAUCUGAUACUUAUAUUUUUCAUAUAAUAUUUAAUAUUCAAUUCUAAAAGGAUGUGCUGAUAUAAAUGUUUUGGGACAUUAAUUAAUGUACUGAUGUGCAUAGUGCCAAACUCCUUGCCAUUGCGCUGCUAAUAUAAGUUUUGGGUUUGUUUUGUUUUUUAAAUGACUAUUCAUUAAAUAUAUUCUAUUCACACUGUAAUAAGAGGCUGGUAUGAGGCUGUUAGCCUAUACUGCAGACUGGUAUAAGGAGAAAAGUUCCACAUUUUCCCAAGCAAACCACUGUUUAUUUCCUCUGUGGCUAUUAUCUAUAUUACACAAAUUUGAAUGACAGACUGGUAUCUGUGGAUAUACUUUUAAAGGAUUUGUCUAUCCUAAAGCUGACAUUGUUGUGUUCCUAUUCAGUGGGUCCCCUUUCAUUGUGCAGUGUCAAUCCUUUUCUUACAUUGUCCAUAAUUUAAAGUAAAAUCCAUCAGCAUUUCUCCAAGUAAUGGCUGCAACUGGUGGUUUGAUCUGGUAACUGUCUGGAGUCCAUAGGGGAAUAUACCAUGUCUGUGGGUUAAUAUUUACAACAAUCUAAAUCUGCAAUGUUAAUUUUUUGGUGGACUCCUCAUAUCAGACAUUCCUUCCUGUCCAUGUCUUAAAGAUGUUUUGUAUAAACAAAUUUCACACAGAAGCCUUGUGUAGUCUCUUGAGUGGCCUGAUUAUUUUACUGUUCUUUAAAAGAUUUUUUUUCAUGGCUUUGUUUAGUAUUUGUAUGCUAAAAAAUCUAUUAGUUUACAGCAUAGUCUGGUUUGAAUUCUGAAUUGGGUUGUAACUAGCACACCCUCAGUCAUUAUCAAAUGAUCACCUCUUAUAGAUCUGUCUUGUGUAACCUAUACAUAUAAAUAUUAUGAGGUUUAUGCUAAAGUUGGAAUACUUUAGCCAGACCAUCGCCUUUCUAUUUUUAAAAGACGUUUGGAAUGUUGCGUAUCAAUGCCUCUUUGUGUUAAUGUAUAGUACAUUGUAGUGAUUGGAGGGUGACUACGUAUGCUAAAGAUGUAUGGAUCAAAUUAAACUAACUGGUUGUUUUUUUUUAUAAAUGGGGCACCACCAAGACCUCCCUGUUAAAUUAUUUUUAUAGGCUUGUUAAUCCCAUCCACUGUAAGAAGUCAAAUCUUUACAAUGCCAGUUACAAGGACCAGGCACUAAAACGUUGUAAAUAUCCCAUAAUGCCGGAAUAGAGAAUGCCCACCAGAACCUACUGGAUAAUUUUCCAGCCACAUACAAAGUCUGCUAGUUUCGAAAAUACACUCACAAAUGCUAAUUGUUUACAUUGCAUUCGUAGAAGCGCAUGGUUACCUAUAUUUUAUUUGUUUGGCAGCGUUUGCCAUUGGACCAGCUUAAGCUUCAAAAUGGAUAACACAAAGACAAACCUCAACUCAGGUGCACUUUACUUACUAAAUUUACCAAACCAGCCCACACAUCAGUCUGGAAUCUGCAGAGUUUUAAUAUGCACAGAAUGUUCUGCUUGUACAGAAUCGGUGUGAGAGCUGUUGCGACCAUUAAUCAUUUAUUAUUCACACUACAGCCCAUUGUGGGGUUUAACGUGUAACUUGAGGCAUAUCCUUUCUUCCCUCCCCCCCUUUUUCUUUUUUUUCCGUUUUGGAUAGAGUGUAGAGGGAUUAGAACACAUGUCUAUUUUUUACUGCUAUCUGUGCCCAUGUUAGGAAGAUUCACCCUCUCUAUUUGUCCUGUUAAUCAUGAUCAUUGAAAGUUUUUUGAGUUGACAUCAGGGCAAUCUUCCAAUGGGAACACUAGUUCUGGUGACACACCAGGAUUCCCUGGCUUUGGAGAGAUUUCCUGUUUUGGCUAUGGGACAGGGAAUGAAGGAAAAUUUCCCCAAUGGGACACCGAUGGCAAAAAACCUGAUGGGAGUUUAUAACCCUCCCUACUCUGUUUAAAAAGGGUGGGGGGGAUGUGUUGCCUUUAGUUAAACUUUUAAAGGAUUUCAUGGUAAAAUUUCUUGUUUAGGAUGGUUUAAAGCAGAAUACAAGUUUGAGUAUCUGUAUAUUAACAAUGGAAUAUUUAUUAUCUUGUAUAAAUAAACCACUUUGAAAAACUGUCA
Messenger RNA from Rana temporaria (common frog), 3448 nucleotides. RefSeq names its product RAB23, member RAS oncogene family (gene RAB23). Lineage: Eukaryota; Metazoa; Chordata; Amphibia; Anura; Ranidae. The transcript has 7 exons. Gene Ontology annotation, molecular function: GTP binding; GTPase activity. Bases 190 to 903 code for a protein of 237 amino acids. The record is from RefSeq and is a predicted model, not a curated record.